AUGACCGAGAGAGCUCUGGCUCAUGCUCCCAUUUACAACUGGGAUGAUUCGUCAUCGACCACUCAUAAACCAUCGUUUCUUGAGCGCAUUGCAGAACAAGGAACAGAACCCAAAUUUUGGAGAAGACAAAACAUUCUUGUUCCGGGAACCACCAUUAAAAUCAGUUCCGAGGUGAAAACUGUAAAUUUGUUGUCGAGCGAACAAGUCAAAUCGAUAUUGGAUGAAGAGAGAAAAAAGAAGGAGGCAUACAAACAGAAGAUGGAGGAAGAAGGAAGUUAUUACGACUCUGAUUAUUGUGAUUAUGACGAUGAUGAAGAAGCACAGACCGAUAGCGAUGGUGAAAAGCCAACGGAAGAAGUUGAAAAUCAUGAUCGUUGUAUUUAUAUUGGAUCUUUGCUCAGCUCAAAGGAAUGUACUGACCUUAUUGAAGCGACAUCACAAUUGGGUUAUCAGUCCAUUGAGAACGAAUAUCCCAAAGAGUACAGAAAUUCAGAACGAGUUCUAGUGCUGAGUAAGAAAUUGGCUGACAUCUUGUGGCAGAGAAUUCAACCAUUUUUGACUGCUGAAGAUUUCAAAGACGUUCGUCCUUAUGGAUUCGAUAAUGCAGGUACUUGGAAACCUAUUGGCAUCAACGAAUGUCUUCGCUUCAAUAGAUACAAACAGAAUGCUUUUUUCAAGCCUCAUCAAGAUGCCAAAUUUAUUAGAAAUGAUAACGAGCAGAGUAUUUUCACCAUACUGGUAUAUUUAGAUUCAAGUUAUGCAGGAACAACCUUGUUGAAAAAAGUACCAGAUCCACAAGAAAAAGAUGUAUCUAUUAUGAAAUUCAAGAAGAUUACCACGUUACGACCUAAAGAAGGUGCGGUUGCAAUAUUUAACCACGAUUUAUAUCAUGCUGGUCAAAGAGUCAGGUAUGGACGCAAGUAUGUCCUCAGAACGGAGUUGAUCUUUAAACGUGUUGAUUCUGAAAGUAUUUUCCGUAUGAACUACAAGCACGAUGAAGAAUACUUGAGAAUUAAAAAGUUAGUGGACGAGAGCAAUGAACUCGAAAAACAAGGCAAGGUAUUAGAGUCUUCACAAAAGUACUUGGAAGCUCACGAGCUACACACUUCCAUUUCUCACUCUUUGCAAAGAAAGAAAACAAGAAACUCAAGUUUCAUUGAAACAGUUCUACCUGAAGAGAUUUUUGCGGCCAUUUUCAGUUAUUUACCGAUCGAGGAUGUGGUUAAGAAUGUUUUGUAUUUGAAUCGAGAUAUUAAUUCAUAUGCAAGAUCGCCCUCGUUAUGGAAGCGCUUUUAUGCUCUCAAGUGGGCUCCUAUUGUGAAAUCAUGCUGUGUUGCAAAACGUAGCCAAUACACAUACUAUUUCAGUGACAGUGAUCCAAGCGAAUGUCUUCAAGAUGUGUAUAGUAAGGAGAAUGAGCUUAUUGAGGCAUUGGAAGCUGAUUUUCGUGAGAAUGAUCAAGACAAAUACAAGGACUGGUAUCAUGCCUUCAUUUCAAGAGCGAAUAUGGAAAAGUUCUUUUGUCCAGUUUUGUUGGACUUGGGUGUGUCUCAUUAUCGUUAUGGACUUUCUAAAGACACAUGCUUUUGGACCAGUAGAACAAGUGCUGGUAAGCCUGAUCAUCCUCACUUUUAUUUGAAUCAGUAUGGGUUUGAUGACUUUGUCGUUGGAGAGAGAUAUCUUGCCACAGCAUACCAUUGUGAACGAUUGAAUAUUUUAACUUCAACAGGUGAGAUUGAGGAUUCCAAUCUCUUGAAGAUUUUGAUUUAUCAGAUGUACAAGGAUGACCUUAAUAUUAAUUUGAAGGAACAUCCAUUAGUGAUUUGUACACCAAUGAGCUGGUCUGACAGUGAUAAGGAUAGGAUCAAGUCUGAUGUGUUCUCAUUGGGAAUUCCAGGAAUUUGUUUUGUAGACCAAAGCAAAAUGCUUUCACUCUUUUACCAAACACCCACCUUCUUUAGAAUUAAUGUUGGGCCUUCUGGAGUCAGAUGUGUAUCAGUCAUUGAUGGUCAGCCUCAAAAUAACAAUUCUGUAUUCCAUUAUCCUCCUGUGCAAGAAAAGUAUAUGCAAUUAGCAGAGAAGUUUUAUUAUUAUGAUAAUAGAGGUUAUUACUGGCCAACAAAAUUUACAGAGCUAGCUCUAGUUGCGCCAGUCGACAAAGCUAGAAAUCCAAAGCAAUACGACGAAUUUGUAAGAGAACACCAGUCAUACAAUAUUGGAAGCUACUACUCACCUAAAGAGAUUUCUCCAAGGGAGCGAGCGGCUCUUGGUGAUUGGUAUUAUGAGGAAAUUAUGUCAUGUGUUAAGAAAGCCAUCUCUACAAUUCAAACUUGUGAAGAUUAUUCAAAACAAGAGCGUGACCAGGUUUUAUCGAACGUCAUGAUUACAGGUGGUGGAGCAAUGAUUCAUGGCAUGGCUGAAAGAUUGGAAGCAGGAAUUACGGAGCUUCUCCCUCACUAUAAUAUUCAUUUCACCAUUCAAGAAAAGGCCAUGUUCCCAUCGGAUGACGAGAAAGAAAACCAAGCCAGAUCAGGACCAUCAGAUAUGAACAUUAUCGGCGGAGCCAAAAUCUUUUCUAACCUCAGCAAUUUCAGACAACAAUGUGAAAUGAAUCCUGCUUAUAACAGUGAAACAAUGUCCUUUUAA
Molecule: messenger RNA, 2646 nt
Organism: Naegleria lovaniensis
Lineage: Eukaryota; Heterolobosea; Eutetramitea; Acrasida; Naegleriidae
Exons: 5
Coding region: 1-2646 (881 amino acids)
Biological process (GO): peptidyl-proline hydroxylation to 4-hydroxy-L-proline
Cellular component (GO): endoplasmic reticulum
Molecular function (GO): iron ion binding; procollagen-proline 4-dioxygenase activity; protein binding
Source: RefSeq, a predicted model, not a curated record